AUGUCUCACAAAUAUUUGGUAGUGAUGGGUUGUGAAGAUAAUGGUGGUAAUGGAAAAGCCAAUAAUUGUAAAUUCAACGAUGUUAAAUGGUCGUCGAUUUCAUCCUCUGUCGGUAUUGGUGAAGCUUCCGUUAAUUUAGGAGCAAUUUUCUCAAUGACCAGUGAUUAA
Entrophospora sp. SA101 is the source of this 168-nucleotide messenger RNA. Lineage: Eukaryota; Fungi; Glomeromycota; Glomeromycetes; Entrophosporales; Entrophosporaceae. The record is from the annotation of a GenBank genome assembly.